This is a messenger RNA of Carassius carassius (crucian carp), 3853 nucleotides long. RefSeq names its product SRSF protein kinase 2 (gene srpk2). NCBI's taxonomy places the organism in Eukaryota, Metazoa, Chordata, Actinopteri, Cypriniformes, Cyprinidae. Bases 1 to 2556 code for a protein of 851 amino acids. Gene Ontology annotation, molecular function: protein kinase activity; ATP binding. Gene Ontology annotation, biological process: spliceosomal complex assembly; protein phosphorylation; regulation of mRNA processing. The record is from RefSeq and is a predicted model, not a curated record. The transcript is spliced from 16 exons.
AUGGAUCCUAGUCACUCUCAUUCCAGCAGGACAUUUGGUUUAGCGCUCAGUGCACUGCGAUUACGGCAUCGAGCCAAACGCAGUAAAUGGAAAUGUGUAUGUGUGUGUGUUUGUAGGCCCGACACACAGAAGGUUCCAUCUACUCCUCCUCCUCCUCCUCCUCCUCCUCCUCCUCCCCCUCCUCCACCCCCUCCUCCUGAGCCUGUUGCCCCGCCGGAGCCAGAGGAGGAGAUUCUGGGCUCUGAUGACGAAGAGCAGGAGGAUCCGGCCGACUACUGCAAAGGAGGUUACCAUCCCGUGAAGAUCGGCGACCUGUUUAACGGCAGAUACCAUGUCAUCCGCAAGCUGGGCUGGGGUCACUUCUCCACCGUCUGGCUGUGCUGGGAUAUUCAAGCGAAGCGUUUUGUUGCGAUGAAGGUCGUAAAGAGUGCACAGCACUACACAGAGACGGCACUGGAUGAAAUUAAAUUACUCAGAUGUGUGCGUGAGACUGAUCCUGAUGAUCCUUAUAAGGACAUGGUUGUUCAACUCAUAGACGACUUCAAGAUCUCGGGGCUGAACGGGAUUCACGUGUGCAUGGUGUUUGAAGUUCUUGGUCAUCAUUUGCUCAAGUGGAUCAUCAAGUCAAAUUAUCAGGGUUUGCCGUUACCCUGCGUCAAGAGCAUCAUUAGACAGGUUCUGCAGGGCCUUGAUUACCUUCACAGUAAGUGUAAGAUCAUCCACACGGACAUCAAACCAGAGAACAUCCUCAUGUGUGUGGAUGAGGCUUUUGUGCGCAGGAUGGCGGUCGAGGCCACCGAGUGGCAGAAAGCCGGAGCGCCGCCACCGUCUGGAUCUGCUAUCAGCACGGCUCCUCAACUCAAACAGGUGGGGAAGAUCUCCAAAAAUAAAAAGAAGAAGCUGAAAAAGAAGCAGAAGCGGCAGGCGGAGCUGCUGGAGAGACGCAUGCUGGAGAUCGAAGCUCUGGAGCGAGAGGCGGAGAAGCAGAGAGCCGGUGGAGCGUCGGACACCGCACUCGGUCCCAGCCUGGCUCUGGCGGACAGCGAGGAAGAUGAAGAGGAUGAUGAGGAUGCAGAUGAGGAUGAGGAGGCUGAGGGAGAGAAGGAGCGGCCUGUCAGACUCACCAACCACACAUGUGCGGAGCCGGAUCAGGAUCAGCAGGAAAUAGUGGAGAACGAGGAAGGUUGUGACGUCCUUCCCGCCGCUGAGUGUCCCACUGAAGAAGAGUCACAUACGUGUGCACACUCUUCACCUGAGCGACAGGACACUCCUGAGAACGAGUGUGAAAACUCAAAAGAACAGGAAGAGCAGGAUGGAAAUGAAGACGUGAGAGAGGAAGAGGACGAUAAAGAGGAGGAAGAGGAGAAGGAAGCCACAUCCUCACAGAGCACAGAGGAAGAGCCGAAGACACAAGAGUGUCCGAACAAGGAAGAAACAGAUCCACCGAAAGUGACGAUAGAGAGACAAGAAGAUGAGGAGGAGGAGGAGGAGGAGGAUGAAUACGAAGAUGAAGAAUAUGAAGAGGAGGAGGAGGCAGAUGAUGAAGGCCAGGAUCAUUCCAGGAAGGACCACAAUGACGCCUCUAAAACGAACGGCCACGUGAUCAUGUGUGUACAGGAGCAUCUGUCGCCCAGUGUGCCACUGUCCUCGCCUCUCCUCUGCCCUCUAGUGGAGUCGGAGAUCAGCACGACCGACCGGGAUGCUUCCGAUGCCUCGUACGAGCUUUACAAUGGAGAAACCGGACUGACGAAUGGAGCGCGACACCGUGGCACCAUGCCACGCUUCCCUGAGCUUCCUCUGGAUCCCGAACCGGCCGACAGCGAGCACGACGAGGCCCAGGCUCUCAGCGGCAACACUGACCGCAGCCGAACGGUGUCAUCGUCCAGCACUGGAGACACGCCGAAAGCGAGGGUCAGAGCGGCUGAUCUGCUGGUGAAUCCUCUGGAUCCGAGGAACGCAGAUAUUCUGAGAGUCAAAAUCGCUGAUCUGGGCAAUGCAUGCUGGGUGCACAAACACUUUACGGAGGACAUCCAGACGCGGCAGUACCGCUCCAUCGAGGUGCUGAUUGGAGCGGGGUACAGCACUCCUGCUGAUAUAUGGAGCACAGCCUGCAUGGCAUUUGAGUUGGCCACUGGUGACUAUCUGUUUGAGCCGCACUCUGGUGAAGACUACUCUCGUGAUGAAGAUCAUAUAGCUCACAUCAUAGAGCUUCUUGGCUGCAUUCCUCGACACUUUGCUCUUUCUGGAAAAUAUUCCCGGGAAUUCUUCAACCGGAGAGACCACAUCGCUCUGAUUAUGGAGUUACUGGGAAAUAUCCCCCGCAAGAUCAUCGCAGCUGGAAAAUACAGCCGUGAGUUCUUCUCAAAGAAAGGUGAGCUGAGGCACAUCACCAAACUCAAGCCCUGGUCUCUGUUUGACGUGCUGGUGGAGAAAUACGGCUGGUCGGCCGAGGACGCCGGUCACUUCACACACUUCCUGCUGCCCAUGCUGGAGAUGGUGCCGGAGAAACGGGCCUCGGCGUCAGAAUGCCUCAACCACCCCUGGCUGAACUCAUAGCACUUUCGUCCUCAGACUCAUCGACGCCCCCCUGUGGCCCCGUACUGAACUGCAGCCAUUAGAGAGGAAGAACCAGAGAGAGGAGGCUGUCGGGCGAGGGUGGGCUUCAGCACACACACACACACACAUGGGAGAAACCAGAUGUCUUCAUCUCAUCUGAGAGACGAAGCUUCAUUCACUGUCUUCCUCAACAGAUCUGACACAUUUUACAGGCUGAAAACAGAAUGUGAGAUCAUUUCACAUGAUACCUUCAGCCAAACUCUCGUGAACGCCCCAGUAAAACAAACAUUUAUAAGCUCACACAGAGAUUAAUAUAUUAUGUGAGUAAUCAGUUCAUGAUAUACUGAUUCUGAAGCCCACCUAAGUCCCUGAAGCCUCGCCUUUUUUGUCCCACCAUCCAAUCAGGUUCUGCAACAGAGCUGUUUACAAACCUCAUCUCUCUCUCUCUCACACACACACUCACACACACACUCACACACUGCCCUGGGAAAUAUGAAUCCAGAAGACAAAGAGACGAUUUGGUUUGUGGAGAGCAAACGAAUGGACGUUCGCGCCAAUGACUGUUCCCCGUCUGGUUGAAUGUUUUUAUUUAAAGCUUCGAUUCCGACAACAACAUUCCUGAUUCUCCAGCGGUGCGACAUGCUCUCUCCGGCAGGACGGCAUCUCGCGCCGGGGCUGUAGUUCAAUGAGGCUGCACUUGUGUUCAUUCUUUUUGUUCAGGGAAAGUUACCGAUGUACAGAGAUCCAGCAAUCUGUCCAGAAACUGCUUGAGCGCAAGAUAAACACAGACUGCUGUUAGGAGACGUGCACAUGGAUGGUCAUCAUGGAGAUGUGCUGCAGCCGUGUCUGUGUCCUCACGCUGCUCGAAAUACAUCAUCGUCAUCAUCACACUUAGUCCAGUUGCCUAUUUUCGCAAUAAAAUUAGAUGGUGAAAUAUUUACAAAAAUAUUUAAAUUCAUUAAAAAAGAAAAGCAGUUCUCUGAUGUUGUGACAGUGACAGUUUAGUCGUAAUAAGAUGAUUGUGUUAGGUCUAUUUUCAGAUGUUUUAUUUCCUUUGUUUGGGUUUUAUUCGGUUGUCACUUCCUUCAUGGCAUUGACUAGUGCUGCUCUGUGAGGACUCAUGUGACAGUCAUGAAUUUUAUUGAACAUUUUUGCAAUAAUAGUGAUUAUGAUGGUGAAUUUUUGCACCGGAAGCUCCUGAUGUGUCUCACGCAGCCACGCUGACUGUUCUUCCCAACGUCGACAAUUGUGUCCUUGUUUUUCAUCAACAGAUUUAAUAAAAUUGUAAAUUAAUGGA